GUCUCAGACAGACGCACUCCUCCAAGCCAGCCAAGAUGUUCCGCUUCAUUCUUAUCGCCUCCGCCGUCCUGGCUUGCGCCUCUGCCGCUUCCCAAUACAGCCAGGAUGCUGGUGCCUACAUCACCAAGAGUGGUGUCGACAUUCAGCCCGAUGGUCACUACAACUUCGCCUACGAGACCAGCAACGGAAUCGCCGCCCAGGAGUCCGGACUUGGAGGAUACCAGGCCAACGGAGGCUACUCGUACUACUCGCCCGAGGGAGAGCUGGUCCAGGUCCAGUACGUGGCUGACGAGAACGGCUUCCAGCCCCAGGGAGCCCUCCUGCCCACCCCUCCCCCAAUCCCAGCCGCCAUCCUGAAGUCCUUGGAGUACAUCCGCACCCACCCCCAGUACGUGGAGUCCCAGUACCAGCCACAGUACCAGUCCCAGUCCCAGUACCGUAAGGCGAGCACCUUCCGCGGUUAAGGAGUAAGACUUCUGUGAUAACCUCUUAAAAGCUUUAUUACGAUUUGUAAAAUGUUAUUGUGGAAAUUAAGUAAAUGAAAAAGAAUUGAAGAAUACUAUUAAAA
This is a messenger RNA of Drosophila biarmipes, 568 nucleotides long. RefSeq names its product larval cuticle protein LCP-17-like. NCBI's taxonomy places the organism in Eukaryota, Metazoa, Arthropoda, Insecta, Diptera, Drosophilidae. Bases 36 to 464 code for a protein of 142 amino acids. The record is from RefSeq and is a predicted model, not a curated record. Gene Ontology annotation, molecular function: structural constituent of chitin-based larval cuticle. Gene Ontology annotation, cellular component: chitin-based extracellular matrix. The transcript is spliced from 2 exons.